Molecule: messenger RNA, 1671 nt
Organism: Gossypium raimondii (Peruvian cotton)
Lineage: Eukaryota; Viridiplantae; Streptophyta; Magnoliopsida; Malvales; Malvaceae
Exons: 4
Coding region: 208-1161 (317 amino acids)
Source: RefSeq, a predicted model, not a curated record
UUCUUAUAAAGACGCGGAAACAUUGCACUACAGCGCUCUCUCUCUCUCUCUCACAUGUUCCAAAAUGGUCCAACAUAGACCCACCACGUGCGUAACAUACUGCUCCCGAAAUCAUCGCCAUCACAUGUGAAGCAAAUUUACCGCGUUACGCCCCAUGUGUGCUUCUUUGAUCUUUCUUUCUUUCUUCAAUGGCCGCCGCCGACUCUCAUGAGAUCCAGCUUCGCACCACUUACUAACGUCCCUCUCUACUGUAUUCCAUUGACGGGAAUGGAUUUGUUCCUAAACGCCAAAUCGGUGCGUCUACGCAGCCACCACGACAAGUAUCUGGUCGCGGAUGAAGACGAAGAAUCCGUCACUCAAGACCGAAAUGGAUCCUCCAAGAACGCUCGAUGGACCGUCGAGUUCGUGCCUGGAUCUCAAACCAUUAUCCGUCUAAAAAGCUCUUACAACAGGUAUCUUACUGCUUCCAACCAGCCCUUUUUACUUGGGAUGACGGGUCGAAAAGUGAUUCAGACACUGCCUAGGAGGCUCGACUCAUCUGUCGAGUGGGAACCCAUUAGAGAAGGGUGUGAAGUCAAGCUCAAGACUCGGUACGGGAACUUUUUGAGAGCUAAUGGAGGAUUACCACCUUGGAGGAACUCGGUGACUCACGAUAUUCCUCAUAGGACCGCUACUCAAGAUUGGGUGUUGUGGGAUGUGGAUAUUGUGGAGAUUCAAGAGAAGCCCUCAGCGAAUAUUCAACACCCUCCUCCCAUUCCUCACUCAGAUUCAUUGGACUUUGAUUCACCUUCUUCAAUUUCAGGCAAAUCUGCCCACUUUUCAAGACAAGAGUCAAGUGAUUCUUAUGUGGGUUCCCCACCAAAAUCCGAAGGAAGGACAAUAUACUUCCAUGUUGCAGAUGAUAGUGGGGAGGUUGAUGAUGAUGCAAUUGAAGGGUACUCUUUUAGUUUCAAGGGUAAUGGUGUGGAUCAACUGGCUCAUAAAUUAAAAGAAGAGUCUGGCCUUGAGGAUGUUGUGGUGUGUACUCGGAGUCCUUUGAAUGGGAAGCUCUUUCCUCUUCGCUUGCAACUUCCUCCCAACAAUGCUGAUAUGCAUGUUGUGUUAGUUCCAUCAGCAUCAAAAGUGGCAAGAGACUUUGUAAAACAAGGAAUAAAUCCAUGAGCUACAUUGAGGGAAUGUCAUAGGUGUUUCAGAAUCAACAUGCUUUGUACAUCCUACUCAAACUCUUCAAAUAUAAGCUAGAAGUUUUCAUCGAGUCUCCUACAUCCCACUGCAGUUUUUCCAACGAUAAGUUGGGUAAAGUUCAGUAUUGAGUAAUGUUCCUGCUAUGAAAGAAGGUAAUCAUUUCAAGCUUUUCGAAUUCAAGCUAUAGAUGAUCUGAUUGCUUCUGUUCUAACUUCUCGCAGUUUUUAAUUUUGCUCCCUUAAGGUCUUGUAGAGUUAUUCUUGUUGCAAUUUGUUGCACGCUUCUUGAAUUGAAUUAUUGAGGAUGUUUUCAGCUCCUACUCUGUGAACUUGAAAUAAUUAUGUUGUUAUUGGCAUCUGGAACAUAAAACUUGUACAGCAGACUGCAGAAAUCAAGUGGCCUCAAGCAUUGUAAGAAUGGCAUCAUCCAUAUGAAAACUUAAUGUUGCCACAAACAAUAAAAGGUGACACAUUUCAUUGUCAUGUA